This is a messenger RNA of Cylicostephanus goldi, 414 nucleotides long. The record is from the annotation of a GenBank genome assembly. NCBI's taxonomy places the organism in Eukaryota, Metazoa, Nematoda, Chromadorea, Rhabditida, Strongylidae.
AUGAGUUGUGAAGAGUAUAAACGCUGGACAGACCGAUGGGAUACACAAUAUUUUCUCGAGAAGAAUCACAUAGACGGUGAUGGUCAAGUGAGACUAUGCUUAUUCUGCGAGGAAGUAUUCCAGGUACCCUAUGGCUCAAAUAUUACUCGCUGUCCCAGCAGGAGAUGUAAGUGGGAAUACGACGAUGAAGGGAACUACCGUCACUGGCAUGGCUACAAGAGGACUUUGAGAAAGCGGGCCUUGAAACAUGCUAAUGCAUUGGGUCAGAAGAUCAAUUUCUGUAGCGAAUGUAUAUGUGCUGAAGCACGCAGACAAAGAUUUGAAAAGAAUGAAACCGAGAACUUCAAGAAGUAUGUCGCGAACUACUUCAGUUCAAAGAAAGAACGAAGAAAAAUGAAUGAAACGAGGAACCUA